Molecule: messenger RNA, 491 nt
Organism: Galleria mellonella (greater wax moth)
Lineage: Eukaryota; Metazoa; Arthropoda; Insecta; Lepidoptera; Pyralidae
Exons: 3
Coding region: 119-439 (106 amino acids)
Source: RefSeq, a predicted model, not a curated record
AAUAUAUAUUUUAGUCAGUUUUAUUUAUUGCUCGUCAAAAUCGUAAAGUAACCACAUUUCGUUUACAGCAAUCAAUAGAUCUCUAAGUUUAUAUAGAUUAAUUGAAAUUUAAUAUCAAAUGAACAUUCUAUUUGUAAAUAAUGGCAGACAAGAAGAAAUCGAAACAUUUUAUGAGGCAUGCCAACGGCACAGAGAUUACUAUCGAGGGUAUACCAAGGCGCAUCAUCCUUUGCUUUACUUCAAAGACCAAGAGUACCUUUGGCAGUGUCCAGCAGAAAUGACCCCGACUUAUCUCGGAUUUCCAAUGUACUUCGUAAAGUAUAAACAACCACUGGUGUUACCAAGUAGUACGGGCAGAACUAGUGGACUCCCAGCGUUGCCAGACCGCACUCUCGCCGGCCGUUACAAUAAAGCUGCUUGCAAGGCGUUCGUGAGAUAAAUACGUUGUGAAAAUUACCUUCUUUAUGAAUAAAUUACGUAAUUUUUUUGUA